AUGGGGCUCAUAGCUCCCUAGGGGGGCGGCAACGCCGCCCCUUAGACAAAGUUCAGUCUCCCAGAAGUUUUCACCAGCUGGCCCCACGGCUGCUGGUGGUGCUGCUCCCACUGCUGGGCGUGCUGAGGGCCCGGCCGAGCCAGAGGACAUCAGCAUCAGGGGUGACAAGGAGUCAGGGAAACCGGAUGGGCAGGAAACCAGGAUGCUUGCAGAAUCCCUGACUCAGGUUUAGGGGAGCAAAAAUCUGUAACAGAAGACCUCCUCCUGGCUGGAGGACCACCGAGGGCAAGGUUCGGACAGAAAUCUGGGUCAGAGUUCCUCACUGCUGAAGUGCCUUGUGAAACACAGCUCACAGCUCAGAGGAACCCUCAUUGGUCCCAUGGGCUGUGUCUUCCUCCCUAGUGCACCCAGAUGACUGAUGCUGUCCUUCAGCUCCCAAGAGGCAGCUCUGAUUCUCCAUCCUUAUACAUCCCUCAUCAAUGGCUGACUGCAAAGUGAGAGGCCAAGUUUAGACCCAAGCUCCCACCCAAACACUCAGAGAGCCUAGUGCUACAGGGCUGGGGGUCUCCUUGUCCUGCCACCAACAGCUACACCAACCCUGGGCUGGAGCCACACUUGCGCACAGAAGGCCCUGAUUUCUCAGGCAGGUCUGGCCUCUGAGAUACUGGUCCUGAUUCUGCCAGGUCUCUCGUCUCUGGUCUUGAGGCCGCAGCCCCUUCUGAUUCAAGGCGAUGUUGCCUCAAAACAAGGACCAGGUGCUGCUACAGAACGCAGCGCCCCCUGGGCACCCCUCUCUGGGCCCCUCUCAACUUGUGCACUCCCCACCCAGCAACCUACAGCCUCUGCCUCCCCCGCGACCACCCCCUCUCUUCCACUCCCCUUGCUCCCCUCCACCAGGGUCGCACUCUCCAGGCUCCCAUUUCUACUCUUCUGACUCAAAUUCUGACUUUAUCCUACACCCUUACUCUUCCUCUCUCCCAAGUUCCCCCAGUUUCUUUCAUCAGAAUUACCUCUCUCUUUCCUGCCCCCCGUCUUCCUCGCCCUCCCACCAGCUACACUCCUCCCCUACUCACACGCAUUCCUCCUCUCCCUCUCAGCUACAGAACACCUCUCUCCCCCACUCUCAUUGCCAGUCUCCUUCCCCCACAGGAGACCGCCCUAGCUCCACCGUCACUUCCCCGACCCUCAGCCUACCUUCUGGUGGGGUCCACUCAAACAGACAGACAUCGCCUUGGCAUCAGUACGGGGACACCAGCUCCCCUGGGGCGGUGGGGGAAUGCGUGGCAAGCGAGAGGGACCCUGCAGAGUUCAGGGACCCAGGAGCCCUGGCCCAUGCCCUGGUGGCCCAUCUGGGGCACCGGCGCAUUGCACACGACCUGCGGCUCCUGCUUUUGCAGCGCCUGUGGCUAGGGAGAACUGGCCAGGCCCCAGUUGUAGAAUAUCCCAUUUGCCUGGUGUGCCUCAAGCCGCGCAGCCCCUCUUGCCCCAUCCCCAGGUACAGGACUGGACCCCGGCUGCUUGCCUUCCCCCAGCUACUGCCCUGUGCACAGGGCCAGGAAUCCGGACCACUCCGCAUAGGCAUUGGUUUUGGCCUCCGCCUGCCUCGGGGCCAGGCCAGGGCCUUGCAUCUCUUGCCAGAAAGAAGGCCAGAGGAAGCAGGGCCUCAGGGCAAGGCUGCUCGGGCCCAUGGAUAUCAAACCCGAGCAUCCCAGUCUCCAGCAGCUCAAGCAGCAGGGGCUCAGGCGCGGGCCCAUCCAGCCCGGGGCACAUCCUCCGAGGCCAUGAGUCUCAGAUCUACAGGCCUUCAGUCACCAAACUCUAUGCGCUUUUCAGGGCCUCUACCUCAGGCACCCAAACAAGCCACUGUCUCCCUGAAACCCAGGCCCUUCUCUGUGUCCAUGGGGCCUGCCUCUCCAGAGCCCAUUCUCCAAAAGUCACCACCCUAGUUCCAGAGCCGAGGAGGCUCUCUGGAGCACCUCCUCCGAACCCCGCUGCCCCCACCAGGCCCCAGAUCUUAGGGAGUCCCCGAGACACCCUGAAGGGCUGGCUGGCAGGAGGUCAGGUGUGUUCUCCAGCCUUGAACCCUGGGAGCCCCUUAUGGAGUCUGCUCUCUCCUGGCUGAAGAGGAUGAAGGGCACCUUAGACCCCAUUCAGCCUGUAGUGUAUCAAUAAAGCCCGACCCUGCAAAA
Messenger RNA from Callorhinus ursinus (northern fur seal), 2189 nucleotides. It is a transcript of the gene PRR30, whose product is annotated as proline rich 30. Lineage: Eukaryota; Metazoa; Chordata; Mammalia; Carnivora; Otariidae. The record is from RefSeq and is a predicted model, not a curated record.